Messenger RNA from Sphaeramia orbicularis (orbiculate cardinalfish), 1551 nucleotides. It is a transcript of the gene asb16, whose product is annotated as ankyrin repeat and SOCS box containing 16. Gene Ontology annotation, biological process: positive regulation of transcription by RNA polymerase II; intracellular signal transduction. Lineage: Eukaryota; Metazoa; Chordata; Actinopteri; Kurtiformes; Apogonidae. Gene Ontology annotation, cellular component: nucleus. The record is from RefSeq and is a predicted model, not a curated record. The transcript is spliced from 6 exons. Gene Ontology annotation, molecular function: transcription cis-regulatory region binding; protein binding. The coding region runs from base 1 to 1404 and encodes 467 amino acids.
AUGUCCAAGGAGACUUUUCCAUUCACCUCCACCUCCCUUCGUUCCCUGAGGGUGGAGCAGGAGCUUCAGGAGUGGGAAGAUGCUCGUCGGGCUCUGGCUCACAGGAGAGCCAUGAGCAGGGCCCCCUUACCCCCUGCCCCUAGGCCUCCUCCCAGGCACCAGGAGAGGCGGCGGGUCCAGGAGGUCCGGGCGGCUCCUCCUCAGGUCCGGUGCAGAGACACAGCCAUUCACAACACCUUCAUGUGUGGAGACAUGAAAGGAGUGUAUGCGGUGCUGAAGGACCCUGCCAUGGUCAACGCCCUGAUGGAGACGGUGCAUGAGGAGAUGGUGUGGACGCCAGAGAUGGGUAUGUGGACACUGAGCUCUAAGGUCAAACAAACGUCCGCCCUGCGUCUGGCCGCCAGCAGAGGACACAGCAGCUGUGUGGAGGAGCUGCUGUUCCGUGGGGCCGAGGCGAACGCCGACCCCGGAGGUAACACCGCCCUCCACGACGCCUGCAUCGGCGGUCACUCCGUGUGCGUUCAGUUGCUGCUUUCCCACGGCGCCGACCCUGAACUGUUGACCUCUGACGGCUGCGCUCCCCUUCACCUCUGCACCUCUGCUCAGUCAUUCCAUUGUGCUGAGUUGCUGUUAGACGACGGUGCAGAGGUCAACGUCAGGAUGAGGGAGUCUAGACUAACCCCUCUGCACGUGGCCGCUCGCCGAGGUCUGGAGAAGCACGUGGAGCUCUUCCUCUCCCACAACGCUGACGUGAAGGCCACAAACCGAGAGGGCGAGACCCCUCUGAACGCCGCCUGCUCCGGGGCUGAGAGGCCGUCAGAGGCGGGCCGGUACCUCGGCGUAGUUCAGAUGCUGAUGGAGGCAGGGGCUGACCCACGAACUGCAGGCCGGAAGAUGCACACGCCCCUGCACAACGCCUGUGCAAACUGCAGCCCCAGGAUCGUAGAAAUCCUCCUGCAGCAUGGAGCCAAGGCCGAUGUUUCCAACUCUGCAGGAUUCACACCAUUGGACUGUCUGUUACAGGUGGUGGAAGAUUAUCCAGACCAACAGCCUGAAGAGGUCGCACGGUCCCUCCUGAACCAUGGAGCUAAACCUGUUCCACCAAAGAUGCUGAAACAGUGCAUCCUGUCUCCGGCCACGUUGGAGGUUCUGCUAAACUCAUACACAUCAAUCCCUCCCUGUGACUGGAUGGACUCGCUGCCCACUGAUGUAUACGAGGAGCAGCAGUCUUUCUUUGACUUGGUGCAUACACGCAGCAAUCAGCCUCGGUCUCUGCAGCAUCUCUGUCGCUGUGCUUUACGCCUGCCGCUUGGAGCCCGGUGCUUCUCAGUGCUCAGUAAACUGGACAUUCCCAGAUCCGUGAGGGAUUAUCUGCUGCUGUGUAACGACGGGACGCUCCAGUAAAGGGCUCUUCACUCUCUGGAUGUUAUAACACUGUCCAACACCAUGGAGCAUCUUUAGAUGGAAAGAAUGUCUGCCAUUUUUAUUUAACACUUGGUUUUAUCAUCUUUGAAAUAUUCUGAAUUGUGAUUUCCUUUAUGGCAAUGAACU